This is a messenger RNA of Hyalella azteca, 2924 nucleotides long. Its product is annotated as serine/threonine-protein kinase 16. Gene Ontology annotation, cellular component: cytoplasm; Golgi apparatus. NCBI's taxonomy places the organism in Eukaryota, Metazoa, Arthropoda, Malacostraca, Amphipoda, Hyalellidae. Gene Ontology annotation, molecular function: ATP binding; protein serine/threonine kinase activity. The transcript has 8 exons. The record is from RefSeq and is a predicted model, not a curated record. Gene Ontology annotation, biological process: protein phosphorylation. The coding region runs from base 124 to 1110 and encodes 328 amino acids.
UACUUUUAGCCUUUUUACAUUGAAAAGAGAUUUUACUCAUAUUACAGGGCAAGUGUUUGAAUUCAUUGGUUCUACAGAAAGUACAAGCCUGAUAGUAAAACUGUUGCACUCUAGCCACUCCUGAUGAACACGCUAGGCCUUGCUACCUUGGUGAGGAUGGGCAACUGCUUCUGCCUGAAGGAAACUGUUUCCAUCAAUGGUCACACUUACACAGUGAGGGAGUCAUUAGGGGAAGGAGGCUUCAGCACUGUUGACUUGGUGGAAGACUCCUCAUCACACAAACUAUAUGCUUUGAAAAGAAUUACUUGUCACAGCCCCAUGGAUCAGAAGGUUGCUCUGAGUGAGGUGGAGUAUCAUUCAGUUCUGCAACAUCCCAACAUCCUGCCCUGCAUUGCCAGUGACUUGAUUGGAAUGCCUGAUAUGAUUGGCAGCAAAACGUCUCAAGUCUUGCUACUGCUCCCAUAUUAUCAACGUGGUACCCUGCAUGAUGAGCUCAUGAGGAGAGCACAGACCUGCAAUUUCUUCUGUGAGAGAGAUGUAUUGAGGAUGUUCCACUUCAUAUGCCUGGCAGUGCAGCAUAUGCACAACAACAAACCUCCUCUGGCUCACCGCGAUCUCAAAACUCAAAACAUUCUCCUUAAGGAGGACUUAACGCCUGUACUCAUGGACCUCGGUUCUACAACUCCGGCAAGAGUGGAGGUAACUUCUGCAGCCGAUGCACGUCUGUUGCAGGACACAGCUGCUGAGCGCUCAUCCAUGACAUGUCGCGCUCCUGAGCUGUUUAAUGUCCCUACCUCCUGUAGGGUUGACGAGCGUACUGACGUCUGGUCACUGGGCUGCGUUCUGUACGCCAUGUGCUUCUUCAAGACCUCAUUCGACGCCGCGUACGAGCGCGGUGACAGCGUAGCCUUGGCUGUCAUUGCUGGCAAAGUCUCCUUCCCUGAAAUGCAUCCUUUUUCUCAGAGUCUCCUCGAACUGAUCGAGUCUCUGCUGCAAGUGGAUCCGGAGCAGCGGCCCUUCAUGGACUGGGUAGUGGAGAGCGUGGCGCGCCUCUUGGGAACGCAGCACCAAACCAGUGCUGCGCCAGACGAUCAGUCCGUCCUUGCUUAAUUGUCCUCAGGCUUUGUUAAGACCUUCUAUUGAAUGUUAAUAUAUAUCUUUGCAUCUUUAUCAAAAGCACCGCUUGAGACCCUGUCCGGUCAUAUACUUCAGCCCGUUGUGCUAUGUAGGCAUUGAACGGCACUAGAGUUUCCUCAGUUGCCUCCACCUAAUUAUGUUGUCAAACUUGCACUGGUCCUCGCCUAAGAAUAUAUCCUAAGAUAAACUAAGAUGUUACAAACUCCUAGUAAAUGGAAAAACUUUUGUUGCCAUUAAUAUCGCAUUAGGGACCUAAAAUUAGUUUAUAUUAUUUAUCUAUUGUUACUGUUUUGAGUCUACCCUUUGAUUAAGUGUAACCUGUUGAUUGUUGAUAAUUGCUGAUUUUAUUUAUUUGGAACUUUGGGUGCAAAAUCAGGUUGUUUCAAAAUUUAAUGCAAUAAAUGUGUGUUAAAAGAACUUGGUUCCAAUUGAAGGUGUUUUCGGAAUUGAUAGGUGUGUGUAAAAAUUAACAUGUAAUGUUUAAUCUAUGAUCUCGCCCUGCCGUUCACAUUCCCUUGCAUUCCAAUAAUGGCGUUGCUAUCCUCAUGCUCUGAAUGGCUGCUGUCUUCGGACUGUGUUAAUCUGUUGCAUUCCAAUCCAAAUAUAAGCGCUUUACUAAUAUUCAUUGACUAUUGGAGCGUAGGAUGACAUUUUAUUAUUACCACCACUUGCUGGUUUCUGAACCCUACGUUAAUAUUCUAGUUAUGAAUCUUGUCGUAUCUAUAUUCUUAAGCUGCACUGAAAAGGAAGCUGCACAAUCUUUCAUCUCUUAUACGUCGAGAAAUUAUCUUGAAAUAAUUCGUCUCCCCACGAGAUUCAUUUGAUGUCUGUUAGUGCACGUCUGAGGACUGUGAGCUCUUUUGUUGAAUUAAAUCGCCCAUCAUGUAUUACAUUUUGGGAUAUUAAUUCAUAACCUUAGUUAUACUUCUUUAGGAAAUCAUAAUGUUGAAUGCGGACGAUGUUGUAUUACCUUGUUUGAAAUGGAAUGAUGUCUGAGUUAAUUACAAAGUGUCAUGCCAAAGUGUUACUAUUUGUCUGAUCGGAUGUCCGGCUAAACUUUAAAUCUUGUAAGGUUGAUUGUGUAAUCAACCAUUUUUGAUAUUAAUUAAUUACUAGUCACGUGAUAUUUUUGUUCCUGGAAUUUUGUUCUCGCGGAAUUACGUUAUAAAUAUAUCUUUUAAAUUUUUUGUUGAACCGCAGAAAGAUGAAAUGCACUUUGACGGUGUGAGCGGUGAACCUAGUUAACUAUAAUACAUUUGGGGUGACGAAUGCUCUGGGAGACCUUAAGUAAAGCAUAAGCUUUUUGUUACUUGCAUUUCUGCUAUCAAGGAUAAUAUUAACUAGAAUAUAGUAUUUAUUGCAUACAAACUAAAUACUUAUUGCUGAUCAAUGUUGAGUUAGUGCCAUGUCUUCAGAGUUGUAUUUAUGUCUCAAGACCCGCUGAUGAUUUUUUAGUAUUCUUCGAUUUCUAAUGUAAUGUACCACACAGAUACAUAUUUUACCAAUUACGUCUUCGCGAGAAAGAUCGUCGUUAAAAGCUUGUGUUAUCUAUGUUUUAAUCACAGUUUAUCGAAACAGAAGUGAAAGCCUAUUGGAAUUAAAUUCUAUUCAAGAUUCACGCUUUUUGGUCUGAGGUGUCGUCCGAGGUGUUCAUUUUCUUUCAUCACGCUUAUAGGAUUCUGUGUUCAUAAGCAUAGUAUUCAAAGCUCGAAGUAUUUGACUGCCAGCCUCACUCUUGUGUACAUCACCUGUUGCUGGAUGAAGUAUUACACUUUUUCUUUCCCUUU